AUGUCAGAAUGUAACGGAUUAGAGAAAAAAAUAUUAAGUUCAAGAAGUUAGAUUCAUAGAAUGAUGGAGAAUUUCUCACGAAAUUAUGAUUUAAUAUAAUAAUCAGAUCCUCUAGAACAUAUUACAGAGUUCACUCCUUAAUUAUCACCAAUAGGUAAUGUAAAUGAAGUAAAGAGACAGAUUGAUAUUAAACAUGAUGGUUCUUUAACUUUAUAAGAAUUAAAAUCAAAUUAAACUAGCAUCAUAUAGAUAACUAGAUUUAGAUUUAAUUAUUUUUAUGUGAGAAUUUAUGAUAGAGAAAGUCCAUUGCAAGCUUAUGUUAGAAGUGAAAAUUCUAAAUUAUAAACUUUCAAAAUGUAUAUAUCUACUAUUGCACAAUUUCCUACAAGUUUUAAUUGCGAAUAAGCUAUUUAAUCCAAAUAUUUUAAAUUUGCUGAUUAAUAAUAAAGAGAUGCUUUUCAUGUAAAAAAUUUAUACAUUUCUAUGUAUUCAGAAGAAGAUUGUCUUAUAGCAAUUAAUUUCAUUUUUGGUCAUUAUUUUAAAAAGAAAAUUAGAAUGAUAAAAGAUGAAUUCGAUUAAGAAAAAUAUAAAUAAAGUAAUCAUUUUAUAUAUUUAUAGAAUUGUAUUCAUUAAAUACUCCUAGAUUAGAUUCCAUUCAGAUGGAUAAAGUUGCUAAUAAUUUAAAUACUAAACAAUAUUAAAAAGAAUGUAAGAUUAUAUUUUAACUAAAGAAAUUCAGCAAAAGAUUAUAAUAAAUUAAAAAUUAUUAAAAUAAAGAAUAUUACAAGCAAUUGAACGAAAAAAAGUUAUUUAUGAAGACAAGAGAUUAGAUAUUAUUAGNUAUAUAAACAAGUAGGCAAAUUGAUAAAAUUUAGUUUAUAAGUUGUGUAUAAAGAGUUAGGAAUCUAUUUUACAAUGAUUAAAUAAAUAAAAAAGAAAGAUUUAUGUAAAUUACAAUUAGAGGAACCUAAAGUUAAAUAGAAAGUAGAAUACUUGUCUGA
Molecule: messenger RNA, 1001 nt
Organism: Paramecium sonneborni
Lineage: Eukaryota; Ciliophora; Oligohymenophorea; Peniculida; Parameciidae
Source: the annotation of a GenBank genome assembly